Aspergillus ochraceoroseus IBT 24754 is the source of this 1956-nucleotide messenger RNA. RefSeq names its product rhomboid protease PCP1. The coding region runs from base 1 to 1752 and encodes 583 amino acids. The record is from RefSeq and is a predicted model, not a curated record. The transcript has 5 exons. Gene Ontology annotation, cellular component: membrane. Lineage: Eukaryota; Fungi; Ascomycota; Eurotiomycetes; Eurotiales; Aspergillaceae. Gene Ontology annotation, molecular function: serine-type endopeptidase activity.
AUGAGCAAUGUCCUCUGCGUAGCAUGGCGAACUCCAGGGUUGGGGCUCCGUGCCUCAAGCUUGCUCCCGCCAAACGCAACCGCUCCAUUCCGCUCCAUCGGCCGUCACAGCUCCCCAGCAUGGCUGCUAGAUAGCAUCUCCCGCCGGUUUCUGAACUCCAGCAGCCUAUUUACCCCGUUACCCUUCCGCUUGCGACGUCCCGAAGCCCCAUGCCCGCCGUCCCCAAGUCAAAUCUCCGCCCGGUUCUUCCAGAAUUCCGCCGGUCUGCUCUCCCAGAAAGUCCCGCCGCCGGAACAUGGCGUCAAAUUGCGCGACGAGCCCUUUUCAAAGGCCGAGAUCGAUGCGAUAUUUGGAACCCGCGCUAAGAUUUCGCUUGCUAUGGGGAACCGUGCACUCUCUGUCCUGCAGGGCAGGCGGCUUGAUGGGACCCUGGACCUUGAUUUCCCUGCUGAUAUCACGCGUGCUGUCCGAGCUGCUGGUCUUGAUGCCGGUCUGAAGUAUCUCCGCGAGAACUAUCCAAUUGAUGAGGAUGCGGCGAUCAUGGCUCGGAUUGAACGCGAGGAACGCGAAGAGGAGACCAAGCUCAUUCGACGAGCCGAGGAACUGGGUCUUUAUAAACCUCAAAGCGGCUCUUACGGGGCUGAAUUGGGCGAGGGAGAUGAUCCAUCGGGAAGGAGUGUUUUGAAGGAAUACCGCAAGCAGAAUGAGGAAAGGCUUUUGGCGGAGGCGGAGAGGAAACGCCAGGAAUGGUUGGAGGGAGAGGAGAAGGACCGCGAGAAGUGGAAGCAGCAGAUGGAGAAGAAUACUUCGCUUCAGAAGUAUGAGGAUACUUCUGCUCUAGAGGUCAAAGAGCGUGCUGAUCCUACUCAGCGGCCUGUCCUAGCGUGGAUACAGAAGCACCAUCUUCGAGCUACAAAUUAUGAAAUGGAUGUCACACAGUUGACCACGCGCCGUCGCAUCCUCCCCGCCCUUGGAUUUACUCUGCUCACGCUCGGAUUGUGCUACGCUUUCGCUGCGAAUUACGAACCUCCCGCCAAGGCAGACCGUAUGUGGCCAGACCUGCCCCCGGCUGCGGCUACAGCCGUGGCAAUUAUCGGAGCGAACGUCGGAAUAUUCGUUCUGUGGAAGGCCUGGCCUCCAGCAUGGAGACUUCUGAACCGGUACUUCAUCAGUGUGGCUGCGUAUCCGCGUCCAUUCAGCUUGAUUGGAAACGUGUUUAGCCACCAGACAGUGCGACAUAUAGCGACGAAUAUGGCCCUGAUUUGGUUUGUUGGCACAAAACUGCACGAUGAAAUCGGCCGAGGAAACUUCCUUGCGUUAUACAUGGCAGCUGGUGUAAUAGGAUCCUUCACGUCCUUGACGAUCCACGUCCUCACAAACAAGCUCUUCAUCACGUCUCUCGGAGCCAGUGGAGCAGUUUCGGGUAAGCCUGCCUGCCUGCCUGCCUGCCCCUUUGGCAUUCCCCGCGCAGUCUAUCUUGCUAACAAUCAAAUCACCAGUGAAAAACUCACCAUCGCCUUCCUUCCGCGCGAAUGGCAAGACACCAUCUCCGCGCCUGGAUGGGUGUUCCUAGCUGGUCUGGUCACCUUCGAAGUCCUGAGUAUGGUGUUCCCCUUCCGCAUGGCGACGCUGGACCACUGGGCGCAUCUGGGGGGAUAUCUGACGGGAACGCUGUGGGCUGUGAAUUGGAAGGAAAAGGAGAGGAUUGAGCGAGAGAAGAACAAGACUUGGUUGGACAAGGUGUUUGGGUAAUUCUUUCUUUUUCCAUCGAUAUAUUCUGUAUUAUUAUUAUUGACCACCACUAUUACCUCUUUUCUGUUCAAUGCUUAGUAGAAGCAAUGUUUGAUCAAGCUCAUUACAAAGAUGUAGAUAUUUUUUUUUCUUCUUCUUCUUCUUCAUUAAGACAUGAGCUACUGCUACAAUGAUAAUAGAUUGAUUCUAGACUUUACUGUAUCA